AUGAAGUUCCCAAUCGCUCUCAUUUUCGUACCUGCAAUCACUGGAGUGUAUGCUGGGAUUGUUCCUCGCCAAAAUAAUCAACGGAAAGGUGGUAAUGCUCCAGCCACGGAUCCUCAGAAGUCCUUCAGUGAGCUCAAAUUGGGAUCUCACGCUGCUAUUCCAAUUUCUCUCGAUCCCAAGGUCAUUGCAACAGGAUUUUCGAAUAACGGACAAGACGUCCCCACCGAAGGUCAGGUACCAUCUUUGACGUCGACAAAUAAUUUCAUCAAUUUUUGCCUCACGGUCCCAAAUCUUCCCCUCACCAAUGGCAAACAAAUUGAAACUGGCUCAUGUAACCCCGUUCCUAUUGGCGCUAUUCCGUCAGUAGACAAAAUGCCAUCCUCGAAGUUCACAAACCCGAAGAACGGCGAUGUUAUUGCGCCCAAUGUGCCUUUCACCAUCAGGAUGGCUAUCCGGAAUCUGCAGACAGGCGCUUUUGUUAACGCUCAGCAAAAUUAUUUCGCUGCCCCUCAGCAACUGAACGGGGCCGGAAUCAUCGUCGGUCACUCUCACGUUGUGGUAGAGCAAUUGACGUCACUCUCUCAAACUACCCCAACAGACCCAAGGAAAUUUGCAUUCUUCAAGGGUCUGAAUAACGCAGCUGAGAAUGGCAUUCUCACAGCAGACGUUACAACAGGCUUGCCAGCUGGCGCCUAUCGCCUGUGCUCAAUUAAUGCAGCUGCCAACCAUCAACCAGCCAUAGCCCCAGUCGCUCAACAUGGGUCUCUGGAUGACUGUGUAUAUUUCACUGCUGGUGCCGGUAAUGGCAAUGCAAACACAGGCAACAAUGGCGGCAACAACGGCAAUGGUGGCAACAACGGCAAUGGUGGCAACAACGGCAAUGGUGGCAAUAACGGCAAUGGUGGCAACAACGGCAAUGGUGGCAACAAUGGUAAUGGCGGCAACAACGGCAAUGGUGGCAACAAUGGUAAUGGCGGCAACAACGGUAAUGGCGGCAACAACAAUGGAGGUGGACGUGGCAGAUUUGGAAAUAACCGCGGUCGCGGCGGAUUUAAUCGUGGCCGUGCGCAGUAA
Molecule: messenger RNA, 1074 nt
Organism: Psilocybe cubensis
Lineage: Eukaryota; Fungi; Basidiomycota; Agaricomycetes; Agaricales; Agrocybaceae
Exons: 6
Coding region: 1-1074 (357 amino acids)
Source: RefSeq, a predicted model, not a curated record